AGAAUAUCUGAAUUACCGCGAGACCGAACGAGACGGCCGCUUCCUCAAAAAUGUAAACAGGAGUAACCAUAUGGGAGUAACGUUAGAUGCACUGUGAGUUCUUAAAUGUAACAAAACAUGUGAGCAGAAACUCCAUCGCAUGUGCUGUGAUGGGUUCUGCUCCGUGGCUGAUAAAAUGGAGACUAAAGAGACGGACGAGGUGGAGAAACUGAAGUCCAAGUUAAUGUCAGCAUGGCACAAUGUGAAAUAUAGUUGGGUUCUUAAGUCAAAAACUGCCUUCAGCCGUAAUUCUCCUGUUUUCUUGUUGGGGAAAUGCUACCACUUCACGGCUGUGGAUGAUGAAAGCCCUACUGAGAGUUGUACUGCCGAGGCGUUAGAUGACGAUGUUGUCACAGGUAAUGCUGAUGGAUUUCGAAAGGACUUCACCUCACGAGUUUGGCUGACCUAUCGGGAAGAGUUUCCUACCCUUCCAGGCUCCACUAUCACUUCAGACUGUGGGUGGGGUUGUACACUCCGGGCAGGGCAGAUGAUUUUGGCCCAGGCUCUCUUGCUUCACAUCUUGGGUAGAGACUGGACCUGGUCAGAAGCAAUGACCUUGGAGCCCCUGGAUACGGAGACAUGGACCAGCAGUGCAGCACGAAGACUGGUGGCCACAUUAGAGGCCUCCAUUCAGGGGGAAAGAGUGCAGGUCACCCAGCAGCCUCUCUGUGCUGCUCAAGGAGGGGCUAAGGAGGCUGACUCGUACCUACAAGAGGCAUAUCACCGCACCAUCGUGUCCUGGUUUGGGGACGGACCCUCAGCCCUGCUGGGCAUCCACAGACUAGUGCAGCUAGGAAUGACAUCUGGAAAACGUGCAGGAGAUUGGUACGGCCCAGCAGUGAUGGCACACAUACUCCGAAAAGCUGUUGAUGAAGCAGUAGAUGCAAUGCUGAAAGGGAUAAGCGUUUAUGUAGCACAGGACUGCACCGUGUACAGUGCUGAUGUUAUUGAUAGCCAUUCAGGGCAGACGGGCAGCCACAGUGAUCCUCAGGGACUCAAUUCUGAAGCUGCCCCUGAUAGUAGAGCUGUCAUCAUACUCAUUCCUGUGAGACUCGGUGGAGAGAAAAUCAACCCAGAAUACUUAAGCUUUGUCAAGAGCAUAUUAAGCUUAGAGUACUGUAUCGGCAUCAUUGGCGGAAAGCCUAAACAGGCCUACUAUUUUGUUGGAUUUCAAGAUGACAGCUUGAUUUACAUGGAUCCUCAUUACUGUCAGUCUUUUGUGGAUGUCAGCACAAGCGAUUUCCCUCUGCAGUCAUUUCAUUGCCCAUCACCAAAGAAAAUGCCUUUCAGUAAAAUGGACCCAAGCUGUACAAUUGGUUUCUAUUCAAAAAAUGUUGAACACUAUGAAAGAAUCAGCACCGAGCUGUCAAAGAUAUUGCAGCCUUCAUCGAAAGAGAAGUACCCUGCAUUCACUUUUAUGAAGGGACACGGGAAGGAUUAUGAACUUUCAACUGGCAUAGAAAAGCGAGAAUGGCCUUUCAUCAGGGACACAAGGAAAGCAGGGACAACAUUAGGAGACUUUGUGCUGCUCUGACACUUCAUGCCAGUAAUCCAAAACCAAGUGAUGCACCACAAAUCAAGACUGGCUCAGUCUGUAUUUACACUGUGGGUCUAAACUGUAGGAUUCUUUGCUACACUGUCCUUGUGUCAUUUCAGAAAAAGCCUGACAUCUGUCAGUGUGUACGUGAAAGCAAAGUUUGAUAAAGAGAUGGUAGUCAUAGUCUGGAGUGCACAUGGACCACAUUCGAUUUGAUUACAAUUAUAUGUACAACCUAAACAUGCAAACAUUUCAGUGUGUUCGUAUAAAUGCAAUGGACGUGUAGUCAAAAUGUAAUUUUUUUUUUAUUUUAUUUUUUAUACAAGAAAAAGUUCUCAUUCAUGUUUCUUUAACAUAUAGUUAAUUUGUUUUAAAACAAUGAAUCAAAACACCUAUCUAGUCUACUUUUUGAAAUUUAUACAUGAUAUAGUGAUUCAUAGAACUUAUAUUUUAUUUUUGACACGUUUUAUGUUAUGGAAGGAUAAUGUGCCUUCACAAGUGAGUAGAAAUCACUGUAUCACAUAUAACUAAAUCCAGAGCCUAAAUAACUCUUAAAAGCCCACUCUGCCACCAGCUUUUUAAGAAAUAUUAAUUCCAUAGCACACUGAUAUGCACAGAAGCUGUGCUUAAUAUAAGAUUUUAAUUUUAACAACAAAACAGUGGUAUAAUGCAAAUAUGUGAAAGGAUCAUUUAAGAGCUGCAAAGAUCUCAUUAGUCUUUGGUAGCUCAGUGGUUUUUUUUUUUUUUUAUAGGUUUAAUGGAAAACAUAAACCAGCAUGAAUCAAGGAGUAAUUUAUUAUUAAAUUAUGCCUUAUUUAUAUAACUUCAGUAUUUUUUUCAUGGUGAUAUCAUUUUAACAACAUUGUCAGCAUGACGAAAUUGUACUGACAUAUCAAUUGCUGUGAUUAACUUUCAUUUUUGUUACAAACCCCUUUGAACCAAAGCACUCUGCAUUGAACAGAACUGUAACAUAGCUCUAACACCAGUGUUCACAUAUUUUAUUUAACCAGCGUAACUGUGUUUUCUGUUUAUGCAAACCUAUUAAUUCCCCCAUUUGUCAGUUUGAAGGGUUUUGUAAUUUACCACAGUGUACUGUUAUGUCACACUUUAAUUGCCAAAAUAAUUUGCACAAUGAACAUUUCAGUUUUAUAACUGCUGAUUUCAGAAUUGUACAAUAAAUCUAAUGUUUUUUUUUUUCUUUUUUAAAAGUGAUUCUACUUAUUUGUCUGUAAUUACUUAAGUUCUUCUUCAUUCCUUACUGUACAGCAAAUUUGUUAUUGACCUAUUUUCACUCUUUUAACUCAUCUUGCCCAACAAACACUGAAAAAUGAAAAUGACUUGCACUUGCUAACUCUCUUUCAUAACC
Cyprinus carpio (common carp) is the source of this 2942-nucleotide messenger RNA. Its product is annotated as cysteine protease ATG4C-like. Gene Ontology annotation, molecular function: protein-phosphatidylethanolamide deconjugating activity. The record is from RefSeq and is a predicted model, not a curated record. NCBI's taxonomy places the organism in Eukaryota, Metazoa, Chordata, Actinopteri, Cypriniformes, Cyprinidae.